AUGGCCCAAGGCCUCAUUCUCGAGGAUGAUUGGACAGGAAAAUCUUCAGCAAAAGAGAGGCGUAAAUUGCAAAAUCGCUUGCAUCAGCGAGCGUGGCGUACGCCGAUUUUCCUUCAUAAUGCAUGUACGCAACUAAUAUCGCCUCCACCUGGUUAUGUGGGUAUUGGAAGUGCAACACCUGAGACAAAUUCGCAUCAAUUGACGCUUAACAAUUCUGUUUCGCCAGGAAAAAAUGCACAUCAAGACCUAAUCCACUUCGAUGGAGACACCCGAACUUUAGGUGCAAUUUCUAGCGUCACGCCAAUAUGUUAUGCAAACGACAUUAUGAACGCCCCCCUCUCCGCCGAUCACCGACUCAUAACUCUCAUUCAAUUCAAUGCUCUCCGUGCAUUCAUAACAAAUAUGUCCCUCACAUCCUCACUUAAUGCAAUCCCCACAGAAUGUCACAUUCAACUCUCAAUAGUUCUGCCCACGCCUCCUCAGCCGCCACCGACAUUCACUCCGACUAAGCUGCAGCGCUUGCAUCCCCACCCAUAUUGGGUGGAUUCUGUUCCAUCCCCAACUCUACGGGAUAAUUUAACUAUUGCUAUUGCAACUGGCGACCCGCGAUUCGACGAGGACGCACUAUGUGGAGAUAUGUGUGGAGGGCUAUGGGAUGGGUACGAUAAUUGCGCCGAAUAUGGGAUUCUGGUUUGGGGCGAGCCAUGGUUGGUAGAGAGUUGGGAAGUCACGCAAGGGUUCUUGCGAAGAUGGGGAUGGCUUUUGAAAGAUUGCUCAGAUAUGAUAAGGGCCAGCAAUGACUGGAGAGAGUCGAGAGGUGAGGAGAGACUGAUUGUAGAGGUAUGA
Messenger RNA from Aaosphaeria arxii CBS 175.79, 846 nucleotides. RefSeq lists its product as uncharacterized. The transcript is spliced from 3 exons. Bases 1 to 846 code for a protein of 281 amino acids. The record is from RefSeq and is a predicted model, not a curated record. Lineage: Eukaryota; Fungi; Ascomycota; Dothideomycetes; Pleosporales.